Molecule: messenger RNA, 443 nt
Organism: Tricharina praecox
Lineage: Eukaryota; Fungi; Ascomycota; Pezizomycetes; Pezizales; Pyronemataceae
Exons: 3
Source: RefSeq, a predicted model, not a curated record
GGCCGAUGUCAAUGCCGAUGUCAAUGCCAAUGCCAAUGCCAGUGCCAUUGCCAUUGCCAUUGCCAAGGGACAGCCCUCGGCGCAGCCUGCGGGACGGUUCAAUGUCGAUGUCGAUGUCGACGCCGACCCAGCCCGUGGAUACUUCUCAUCACUGGAUCACUGGAUCACUGGAUCACUGGAUCACUGGAUCACUGGAUCACUGGAUCACUGGAUCACUGGAUCACUGGAUCACUGGAUCACUGGAUCACUGGAUCGCUAGGAGAGGCAGUACGGUAUCAUAGGUAUGCCAAUCCGCGGACCAAUGACUAUAUUUUUUGCCUAAGUAAGUAAGAGGUAGGUAUUAUUCAGCGCAGCAUCACAUGUACAAACACGAAACAUGGUAUCAUAUAUCGUCCACCCCCCCUCAAUCCCCACCCUUUUAUCCCCCUCCUCCCACCCUCACC